AUGGGUUACGCUGAAAAUGAAGAAUCAGGAACUCAAAUAUCCGAAACCACAAAAAGUUCAUCACUUUUCAGAUACAAUUCACCUCUUGCACAAAUCAUUCUCAUUGGAUUAGUUUGUUUUUGUUGUCCAGGAAUGUUCAACGCUCUCUCUGGAAUGGGUGGUGGUGGUCAGGUCAACGCUACAGCUUCCAACAACGCCCUCACCGCACUCUAUACAACCUUCGCCAUUUUCGGAAUCCUAGGUGGUGGAAUCUACAACAUCCUCGGACCCCAUUUAACUCUUUUCGCAGGUUGUUCCACCUAUGUCCUCUACGCCGGUUCUUUCCUCUACUACAAUCAUAAACAACACCAAGCUUUUGCUAUAGUCGCCGGUGCUGUUCUUGGAAUCGGUGCCGGUCUACUAUGGGCUGCACAAGGUGCUAUUAUGACAUCUUACCCACCGGUGAAUCGGAAAGGAACUUACAUUUCAAUUUUCUGGAGUAUCUUCAACAUGGGUGGUGUUAUCGGUGGUUUAAUCCCUUUUAUUCUUAAUUAUAACAGCGGUGAUAAAGCUGCUACUGUUAACGAUGGAACUUACAUAGGUUUCAUGGCUUUUAUGUCGUUAGGAACAGUUUUGUCUUUGACUAUUUUGCCAGCUAGUAAAGUUGUUCGUGAUGAUGGAACAAAGUGUACAAAUAUGUUAUACUCAAAUGUUGCAACUGAGUGUGUGGAGAUCUUGAAACUCUUCUACAAUUGGAAGAUGCUUCUCAUGAUUCCUGCUGCUUGGUCUAGUAAUUUUUUCUAUACAUAUCAGUUUAAUCAUGUUAAUAAGACCGAGUUUAAUUUGAGAACAAGAGGGUUGAACAAUGUGUUUUAUUGGGGAGCACAGAUGAUGGGUUCAAUUGGGAUUGGAUACACUAUGGAUUUCAGUUUUAAGAGUAGAAAGAAGAGAGGGAUUGUGGGAAUUUGUGUUGUUGCUGUUCUUGGAUCUGCUAUUUGGGGUGGUGCAGUGGCCAAUCAGAUUAAACAUCGACAUGGUGAGAUAUUGGAUUUUAAGGAGUCUGGUUCUGGUUUUGCUGGUCCUUUUGUUUUGUACUUCAGUUUUGGGUUGUUGGAUGCUAUGUUUCAAAGUAUGGUUUACUGGUCCAUUGGAGCAUUGGCUAAUGAUUCCGAGAUUCUUAGCAGGUAUACAGGAUUCUAUAAAGGGAUACAGAGUGCUGGAGCUGCAGUUGCAUGGCAAAUUGAUAACCACAAUGUGUCUCCAAUGUCACAGUUGAUUGUGAAUUGGGUUCUCACUUCAUUAAGCUAUCCAUUACUGUUGGUUUUGAUGGUGUUGGCUGUGAAGGAGGACAAUAAGGAGGAAGAGGAAACUGGGGAGAAGAUUUCUCCUCCUGGUCACAAUGGUUCUGUAUCUGUCCAUUGA
This is a messenger RNA of Lathyrus sativus (Indian pea), 1401 nucleotides long. The record is from the annotation of a GenBank genome assembly. Lineage: Eukaryota; Viridiplantae; Streptophyta; Magnoliopsida; Fabales; Fabaceae.